UUAUUUUGAUUUAUUUCCACGUUAUUUUGCAGUUUUGUUACCUUAAUUGCUUGAGGUUUUGCAGCUUCGGACCUCUCUUGCGCAUGCUCUCUGCUUUUCAAGCUGAUUGGACAGCUGGUCGAAGUUAACGAGAGAGGCUUGGGGAAAAUACAAGUAAUGCCUGACUGAAUUUGACCAAUCCUGGAACUCUGAUCACAGGUUUUAAUACUCUAACUUCAACAUAGUUAGUUCAUUUCACUGUAUUUUUUCCAGCGUCUUUAACCAUGAUUUCCAUCCCUUCUGCAGGUGGAUAUGAUAAGCUCGAAUACAAGGAGCUUUCAGAAGGUGAAUUUACCGAAGGUGCUAACAUCAGAAUGAAUGAUAACAUCACAGAAGACGAUCUUGUUGUUGUGAAGACUUACGCAAGCGGUGUGAACUACGCCGAUGUUUGCAUUCGCUGGGGCGUAUACGAGUCAGCUAAGAAAUUUGUUGGAUGGCCGAUCACUCCUGGAUUUGAAUUUAGCGGAGAAAUCGAAAGCAAAGGCAAAAAUGUGACGAAGUUUAAAAUCGGCCAAAAAGUAUUCGGAGUGUCGCUAUUUGGAGGGUACUCGAAGCGGGUUAGAGUACCUGAGCAUCAAAUAUUUCCAAUGCCAGAAAAUCUUGACAAGAACGAAGCAGCUGGUUUCCUGACUGUGGCUUUGACAGCUUGGUAUGGGUUAUUUGAACUUGCAAGACCCAGGGGUGAAAGCUGGAUACUCAUUCACUCUGCCGCUGGAGGGGUGGGAAGUAUGCUGGUUCAACUCGCAAAGAUCCGUGGUUGUCACGUGGUGGGCGUAGUGGGCGGAAGUCAUAAAGUGAACAUGGCCAAAGAAUUAGGUUGUGAUCAUGUGAUUGACAAAUCUAAAGAAAACAUAUGGGAAGCAUCCAAGUACUAUGUUCCCAAAGGGUUCCAAGUUGUCUUUGAUGCUAAUGGAGUGGAGACUUUACAGGAGAGCUACAAUCACUUGGCACCUGGUGGAAAAUUAGUUGUUUAUGGUUUUCAUACAAUGCUCCCCAAGUCUAGUGAUACUGGAGCUGGAUACAUCAGUUUAUGGCAGUGGAUAAAAAUAGGAAUCAACCUCUGGUACACUCCUAAAUUUGAUCCUUUGAAGAUGACUUCAGAAAAUAAAAGUAUCAUGGCAUUCAAUCUGAGCUUUCUCUUUGAUCGACGAGAUAUUUUGGAAGAGAGCAUGGCACAACUUCUAUACUGGGUAAAACAAGGCACCCUUAAAAUCAGCAAAGUGACUCCAUAUCCUCUGAAACAAGUGGCCAAAGCACAUAUAACUACUGAGUUACACUACAAUUACUGUGAAAUGCAAGGUAUGAAUGGAACUACUGUGGAUGUAAUUGUAUGCUGCAAGUCUACAACAUGA
Pocillopora damicornis (cauliflower coral) is the source of this 1391-nucleotide messenger RNA. RefSeq names its product NADPH-dependent quinone oxidoreductase VAT1. Gene Ontology annotation, cellular component: mitochondrion. Gene Ontology annotation, molecular function: oxidoreductase activity. The record is from RefSeq and is a predicted model, not a curated record. Lineage: Eukaryota; Metazoa; Cnidaria; Anthozoa; Scleractinia; Pocilloporidae.